AUGGCGUACAAUUUAUCUGUGCACAAAAGUGGUUUGAGACGGAGAUCGUCAACGAGCAGUGUUAAGAAAUUACUUUUAGAUGAUUACGAUGGAUAUUCUAGAGAGGAAAUUGAAAGCUCCUUCGGGAUGCGACACGUCAUCAUCUUUCUUCUGUUCCUCUCGACUGUGACGUCAUAUGCCACUAGGGUCAGCAUGAGUCUCGCGAUCGUCGCCAUGACCAAGCCAAACGAACACGGAUUUCCGGUGUUCGAGUGGGAGCAGAGCGUUCGUGACACUAUCCUUUCGUCCUUUUUCUGGGGCUACAUCGUCCUUCAGAUACCAGCUGGUAUGCUUGCUGGCAAAUUUGGGGGGAAGAUGCUGAUCUUCGUGUCUAUGUUGAUUACUGGAAUUAUUAACCUCUUCACACCACUGUUAGCGACCCAGGGUGACUGGAUAGCAGUCUGUGUUUGCCGGAUCCUGAUGGGCCUCGCUCAAGGUCUACUUUACCCCAGCAUUCAUGGAGUAAUUGGACAAUGGGCCCCCCUAUCAGAACGAAGUCGGAUGGGGACUAUAGUUUAUUCCGGAUCUCAACUAGGUACCAUUAUAGAGAUGAUGGUGGCCGGCUGGUUAUCUGAGAGCAUUUGGGGAUGGCCUUCCGUCUUUUACAUAGCUGGUGUGACGUGUCUGGUCUUCUCUGUUUUAUGGUACAUUUUCGGGGCAUCAACACCUGGUACCAGCAGGUGGAUCUCCAAAGAGGAGAAGAAAUUCAUCGAACUAAGCGCUGGUGCGACAGAUAUAAGCGAACAAAAGAAAGUCGCAACUCCUUGGAAGGAUAUCUGGACGUCACUACCGUUUUGGGCGAUACUGCUCGCGCACUGUGGACAAAGUUUGGGAUUCUGGACACUCCUGACCGAAAUGCCUUCGUACAUGGACAAAGUGCUGGGUGUCGCUAUUAAAAACAACGGCAUCUAUUCAGCUCUACCAUACUUGGCCAUGUAUAUCCUAAGCUUCGUCUUCAGCUGGAGUGCUGAUUUCUUGAUAAACAGAAGCAUCCUCUCACAUGGAACAACAAGGAAGAUCUUCAAUACAAUUGCUUUUUGGGGCCCAGCUGCUGCUCUCUUGGGCUUGUCGUACAUCCCAGCUGGGCACGUUCCUCUGGCCGUUGCUAUGCUGACUGUCACUGUGGGAUUGAAUGGCGCACAUUAUGUUGGGUUCCUGAUUUCCCACAUUGACCUGUCUCCAAACUUUGCCAGCACCCUGAUGGGGAUCACCAACGGAUGUGGAAAUAUCUUCUCCAUCAUGGCGCCACUAAGUGUAACCCUCGUUGUAAAGGAUGAACACUCGGCGUCAGAAUGGCGGAAAGUCUUCUUCCUCUCCGUCGGUUUCUACUUCUUGAGCAACCUGUUCUUCUUGUUGUUCUACUCCGGGACGAUUCAACCCUGGAACGAGCCCAAACUCAAGAGAAAUAUUGAGGACGGUAUGAACGAAAAAGAAGAUAAGACAUCUAACGAAAUGAAGAGAAUCGGAGACGAAAAGUUAUAG
This is a messenger RNA of Leptosia nina, 1521 nucleotides long. NCBI's taxonomy places the organism in Eukaryota, Metazoa, Arthropoda, Insecta, Lepidoptera, Pieridae. The record is from the annotation of a GenBank genome assembly.